AUGAGUAGUAACAUUGGCAGAUAUAUCCAGGUGUCGCCAACAUGCUUUUUAUGCAAUAGACCGUUCACCCCAGAUCAUGCACCGGCCUCGUUACGAGCCUGUGGACAUAUUUUCGGCUACCGCUGUCUCUCGAUCAUCCUUAACGGCGGUGAUGUUGACUUGAAAGGCACUUGGUCUGAUAUACCCAGUAUCCACAUUGACGAAGCGGAGUGUCCAGAAUGUCAAGUGUCGAUUGCAAAUGUCGACAGUGAACAAAGAGCUUUCUCGAUACUAGGCGACAUUAGCCGCGAUGCACAAGACCACCGAAACAAGCUCAACGCCUUUGUCGAACUGUUACGCGAGAGUGUCGCAGAGACUGACCCUACUAUCGAACGCGAGGACUUUAUGCAAUUCUUCAAGAAAUGCUAUACGAGCGAUGGAGAUAACAUCCUCCAAAAGGCUUUGCAAGAUGCAGCAAGUGCCGGAGACUACUUCUCACCGUUUCACGACGCCAUCGCCGCGUCUCGUGGGGCCAGUCCUCAGCCUAUGGCUUUCCCGCUCAUUCGAUUCUGCUUCCUACUCUGGGAUACCCAUAACGCGAUCGAAAGGAAGACAAGUUUGGCAAUCAACGUUCUAUUGUGGGAAGCCAACCGCUGCCUGGGUGUCAACAAUCCAUUGGUUCAGUGGGAGGAUGUCGAAGAAGCUGCCAAUUUAGACAACAGACGGCUCUUUCCACUGUUGCAUGGCCUGACGAUGCUGGUGUCUCAAGCCCUCGCACGCAAUAACCUAACAAACCCUUGGCUGGGCGACCAGAAGCUGUAUUUAGCGAACAAGUUAGCAUGCGAUUGCGUAGGUCCACAUUUUGAGGGUAAGCCCUCAGAUCCGUGGUUGUACAAGCUCGCAAUUGUGGUCAACGAGCUUAAACGUCAUCAAUUCGAGAUGGGGAGGAAGCCAUUAACUGGUUUCGUAGCCGAGAAGAGCAUCGUGCGAGGAUGGUGGGCGAUUGCGCAAGCGGAGGCUGAAGAGUCGGACUGA
Molecule: messenger RNA, 1014 nt
Organism: Alternaria atra
Lineage: Eukaryota; Fungi; Ascomycota; Dothideomycetes; Pleosporales; Pleosporaceae
Exons: 1
Coding region: 1-1014 (337 amino acids)
Source: RefSeq, a predicted model, not a curated record